CACGGCUGCUCAGUGAAGGAUGCCCUGCCUUUGGCCGCUGUAACAGCAAACCAUGGCAUUACUGCAGCAAGAAUGCUGUGAGGCACAGAAAGCCAAAACAGAAAUCUCACAAGGAGUUUCUAUCUAGUCCUGAUGUCGGGGAGCCAGCCCCAGGUGGCAAGAGGCGUUCCUUGCUUGCGCUGCAGAGGGCUGUGCACGGGCUUCGAGCCACACUCCUGGAGAUGUGCAAGUCGUGCAAGUGCAGCCAGGAGGAGCACGGCCUGAGCUCGGAGCUGGACGAUGACCGCAAGAUCGGCCGCCUGCUCUCCGCCUCCAAGUACUCCUCGCUCACGGCGCGGCUCAAGGGCGGCGACGGCGGCCGCAUCUACAAGAGGAACCGCAUGAUCGUCACCAACCCCAACAUCUCGGGCAAGGACCCCACCUUCGACACCAUCACCUACGAGUGGGCUCCCCCAGGGCUCACCCAGAAACUGGCCAUGCAGUACAUGGAGCUGGUCCCCAAGGAGCUGCAGCCCGUGGCGGGCACGGACGGCGCCCUGCACCGGCGGCGGCGGCUGGCACGGCAGCUCCCGCUGCACGACCAGGACCCGGCCCAGUGCCGCGGCCUCGCCGAGGGAGAGCAGCAGCUGAUGGAGGAGUUCGUCAGCAAGUACAAGGCUGAGGCGCUGGGAGUCGGGGAGGUGGCGCUGCCAGGCCAGGGCGGCGGCGGCAAGGAGGAGGAGAAGCCCCAGGACAAGAGCAUCGACCCUGGCAGAGCCCCCGAGUCACCCAACGGGGCCCUGGAGAGCGAGCCCAGGGCUGGACACUACCGCUGUGAGACGUGCCAGCAGCCGGUGGCCGGGGACUGUCCGGUGGUGUACGCCGACCGUGCCGGUUACUCCCGGCAGUGGCACCCGGCGUGUUUCGUGUGCUGCCGCUGCGCCGAGCCCCUCGUGGACCUCAUCUACUUCUGGAAGAGCGGGGCCACCUGGUGCGGGCGCCACUACUGCGAGAGCCUCCGGCCCCGCUGCGCCGGCUGCGACGAGAUCAUCUUCUCGGAGGACUACCAGCGGGUGGAAGGGCUGGCCUGGCACAAGAAGCACUUUGCCUGCCUGGAGUGUGAGACGCUGCUGACGGGCAAACCCUUCACCCUGGCCAACUCCAGCCUCCUGUGCACCACCUGCAGCCAGAGCAGGGUCUGAGCCCCUCGGGCUCCCCGGGCUCCCACCAGGACUGGGGGCAUUUGGAAACACAGGAGAAGGGGAAGGUUAAUAAUUUAAGAGUCUGACUAUUCACUUGCAAGCAGCUCCGUGUCCCCUUGCAUCCAGCACAGCCUGAGGGAAGAAUUUCCCCGGGGUCCUCUGGGAUCUGCCAGGGAGCCCUUGUGCCCACGGGUGGGAGGAGCACGGUGUACCUGGCCAGGAGGAACUGGAAAGGAGGGGCUGGGCUACACUGGCUUCUAUCAAGUCUGUCCAACCUUCUUAUGACCGAGAUCCUGCAAUAGUCUUUUGGAAAUAACCCAUCUCAACAGUAACUUCUGGCAUACUAAACCUACAGUUGUGGUCAAAAACAAGGGCUGUUUGUGGUUUGUAAAUCUUUCCUGGAAUUAGGCUAACAGGCUGCUGCCACUGUGCCAAGGCAGUGGGCUUGAGGAAUUUGAUCAAUUUGCUGAAAGCAAAUGAUGGAAAAUUGCAGCUACACGCGGCUGGGGCUUUGUCCUGUGCAACGAUGCAAAAGCAAGGAGUGGGCACACAGGGCAAGGGGUUCACCCUGGUGAGAGGGGCAGGGCACGGCUCUGCCUGGUCAGAGACUGACUCAGCCCAUGGAGCUGCCACCCUGGAACUGGAAUGUAAAGAAUUUUCUGGAAAACAGCUUUACAGCCUCUGCUGUCUUGGGGGGGCAGAGUGUGUGUGUGUGUGUGUGUGUGUGUGUGUGUCCCUGAGAUGCUGCAAUGCCACUUUUUCCCUGCAAUUCUUCAGUGACCCUUCCAAGUGCCAAGGAGCUGUACCUUGUCCUGGGAGCCAGCAGCUCCUUGUCCUGGGCUCUGCCCUGUUCCUUGCC
Messenger RNA from Poecile atricapillus (Black-capped chickadee), 2040 nucleotides. RefSeq names its product LIM and cysteine rich domains 1 (gene LMCD1). The record is from RefSeq and is a predicted model, not a curated record. The transcript is spliced from 8 exons. Gene Ontology annotation, molecular function: zinc ion binding. NCBI's taxonomy places the organism in Eukaryota, Metazoa, Chordata, Aves, Passeriformes, Paridae. Bases 222 to 1181 code for a protein of 319 amino acids.